UCUCUGCAUCUCCCCCUUCAUUCUUUGUCGCGCUCUCUCUUUCUCUCUCGCUUGCUUUUUCCUCCGUCUCUCCUCCCUCUCCCCUCAACGGAGUGUCAAAGUUCCGUGACUACCACUCGUCGUCGACGUAUCCGUCGGUCGUCGGUCGACCGAUGUCGAUGUAGGUUACGAGGAGAGGAGAAACGAACGAUCGCGGGGUGCGAGUCCGUGGAAGUGUGACGCGGCCGGGCGGCGACUGACACGCACCUCCCACGGGGGAAAAAGAAAAAACGGAAAGAACGUCGUGCACGCGCAACGUAGUAGUACAUCGAGUGCCGAAGCGGAGCGACCGAGCGAGCGAGCGAGCGUGUGUAGAGCGGGGCAGAGAGCGAGAGGAGAGCCCACGGAGACGUCGGAGAGUCGGACGAGACCUGCGGCUGCGAGAGAGGAGCGAUCUCUCUCCGAAGGAGGCUCUCGCCUGCUAUCCCGGCGGGAGCUGUCAUAAAUGUGCACAUUCUACGUAGACUGCGCGAUCUAUGCACGGUCGACGGGCCGAUCUAUCGGUGGCGAGUGCUGAUCGUCGUGCCUGACGUUUCCGCGGCUCCGGCAGCGAGUCGACGUUAAAUCAUCAUCAUCGUCUUCGUCGCGGCAUUGCUCCUGGUGGUCGCUGCUGUCGCCGAUCAUCGCCGACGUCGUCGUCGCCCCGAGAAGCAGCUAGCCCAGCCCAGUGUACCUAUCUAACAGCGUGCCCCUCGACAACGCGAAACAGGUGAUCAUGGCGACUCGGGGUGCGGCCCAGAGGCCGAACGGAUCGACACAAGGGAAAAUUUGUCAGUUUAAACUAGUUUUACUCGGUGAAUCGGCAGUUGGGAAAUCGAGUCUUGUUUUAAGGUUUGUCAAAGGACAGUUUCACGAGUACCAGGAGAGUACGAUUGGCGCUGCAUUUCUAACGCAAACCGUAUGUUUGGACGACACGACUGUAAAAUUUGAAAUCUGGGAUACCGCGGGGCAAGAACGUUAUCACAGUCUUGCACCGAUGUAUUAUCGUGGCGCACAGGCAGCCAUCGUCGUGUACGACAUAACAAAUCAGGAUACAUUCUCGCGUGCCCAAACAUGGGUGAAGGAAUUGCAGCGCCAAGCCAGUCCGAGCAUAGUAAUAGCAUUAGCUGGAAACAAGGCAGAUUUGGCAAACAAGAGAGUCGUCGAGUACGAUGAAGCUCAAACGUAUGCGGACGAAAAUGGCCUUCUUUUCAUGGAAACAUCUGCUAAGACGGCAAUGAAUGUCAACGACAUAUUCCUUGCAAUUGCUAAAAAGCUUCCUAAAAACGAACAGUCAGGAAGCGCAAGUACGAGUGGUCAAGGCCGUCGAUUAGUCGAGUCAGAUGGGCAAAAGGCAGCAACCGGCAAUUGCUGCAAGUGAUUAUCUAAAUCCAUAUGUACUAUAAUCUACAAAGAUAGGUGCACCACGAGUGUGCUACGAUGAAUUUGAGAA
Messenger RNA from Wasmannia auropunctata (little fire ant), 1471 nucleotides. It is a transcript of the gene Rab5, whose product is annotated as ras-related protein Rab-5C. The record is from RefSeq and is a predicted model, not a curated record. Lineage: Eukaryota; Metazoa; Arthropoda; Insecta; Hymenoptera; Formicidae. The transcript has 6 exons. The coding region runs from base 755 to 1399 and encodes 214 amino acids. Gene Ontology annotation, molecular function: GTPase activity; GTP binding.